AUUGUUUUGGUACCACAGGCUCAACAAAUAAACUGACCAGCCUGAGCUCUGAUGCACCUGAAUCAUUCCUUCCUAACAUUUGUAAGGAACUGAUUGUUUUGGCUUUGGAUGUAUUUGAACAUACCGGUGAAGAAGAGGAGAGCAUGGCGCAGAGCCUUUUGGAGACACUGUUCACAAUUCAUACUGGAGUCAUUGCUCUGACAAAGGCUUAUGAGCAAGAUGAAGACAGUCAAGACAACUUUUUUGUGACUGAUCAAGCUGCUCAGUCCUGCAUCAUCAUCAUUGUGUCAGCUUUCAAACAGAUUAUACUUCUAACCAAGCACUGGGGAAACUGUUUCAGAAAAAAUGAGGAAUUUGUAAAUAUUUAUGAAGAAAUGAGAGAAGAUGUGAAACAUUUGGGAGGAUACCUGCAGUUGCUUUUCCAGGGCAGCAGUUCAGAUUUGCCAUUAAUGGUAGCAGAGGCACAGAAGAAAAUAAAGGAGACAUUGAGAGAGAUGGUGAACUAUAUCGGACACUUAGCAGCACUGUCUGGCUGUGGCUUGCAUUUUGGGGUGGAAAACACCAGAGAGGCAAGGGAUCCAAAGGUAAAAAGAUGGCAUUUAUGCAAAGUUUAACAGCUUGAAUAACAAGCAAAAGCUUAAUUCAUCGGUGGUACUGCAACGUAAGGAUAUUCAU
Molecule: messenger RNA, 675 nt
Organism: Anolis sagrei ordinatus
Lineage: Eukaryota; Metazoa; Chordata; Lepidosauria; Squamata; Anolidae
Source: RefSeq, a predicted model, not a curated record